UCUCCUCAGUUGUCUAAUUUGUUACGUACGAUAUUCACGUAGUUAAUUGCUGAACUAUGAAAGAACUCCGAAAUUUCGGUAACUGAAUUUAAUUACUAACUUAUCUGUGAUAAACCAGGAAUUCUAAAGUAGUCUUAAUUAUUAAACGGAGCUACUGAACAUCACCCGUUCAUUAUACGACCGUAGUACGUCUAAAAAUUCUCCGAUUAGGUAAAGGCUGAAUAGAACAUGGCCGCCUGAGUAUACUACAGUAUCAGUUUUUGUUAAAUGUGAAAGAGUGAAUAUUCCCCAGGAAUGGAGCUAAGGGUUGGAAAUAAAUAUAGAUUAGGACGAAAAAUUGGCUCUGGUUCAUUCGGAGAUAUAUAUUUAGGAACAAAUAUAUCCACUGGUGAAGAAGUAGCUAUUAAAUUAGAAUGUAUCAAAACAAGACAUCCACAACUACAUAUAGAAUCAAAAUUUUACAAAAUGAUGCAGGGUGGAGUUGGAAUCCCGCAGAUCAAAUGGUGCGGGUCGGAAGGUGACUACAACGUGAUGGUGAUGGAACUGCUCGGUCCGUCCCUGGAGGACCUCUUCAACUUCUGCUCGAGGAGGUUCUCCCUCAAGACCGUACUCCUGCUCGCCGACCAACUGAUAUCCCGCACAGACUUCAUACAUUCGCGCAACUUCAUCCACCGGGACAUAAAGCCCGACAACUUCCUCAUGGGCCUCGGCAAGAAGGGCAACCUAGUUUACAUAAUCGACUUCGGACUUGCGAAGAAAUACAGGGACGGCAAAACGAACGAGCACAUACCUUAUAGGGAAAAUAAGAAUUUAACAGGUACAGCAAGAUACGCCAGCAUAAACACACACUCCGGCAUAGAACAAUCAAGAAGAGACGAUCUCGAGUCAUUAGGUUAUGUGUUAAUGUACUUCAAUAGGGGUUCCUUGCCCUGGCAGGGCCUCAAGGCCGCGACGAAAAGGCAGAAAUACGAAAGAAUAUCAGAGAAAAAAAUGUCUACUCCCCUCGAAGAAUUAUGCAAGGGAUAUCCUGGAGAAUUCUUCAGAUACUUACAUUAUUGCCGACAACUUAAGUUUGAGCAGAAUCCAGAUUAUAACUACUUGAGGCAACUCUUCCGAACGCUUUUUCACAGACAAGGUUUCACUUACGACUAUGUAUUCGACUGGAAUAUGCUCAAAUUUGGAUGCUCGAGAGGAAGUCACGGCGACGAGAACAACCAGCAACAGCAACAACAGCAGAGGAACGCGCGCUACGGGUCACACGUCGCCACGCCCGGCGAUUCGACCACAUCCGCAGUGCCAACCAGGUCUAGGAGGCCGCAUGGCUUGGAGCUGAUGGUACCACCGAAUAACGCCGUAGUUGCCAACCCGCUGGACGACGUUAUCACUAGUAAUUCCCCUAGAUUGUAUGAUAGCUAUGAACGUAGAGUUUCAAUAAGGCUAAGGGCCAAUCAAGGAGCACAGAACUUACCUACCUCAGACCACACAACCAAAACAAACUUCCUUCAGCGUUUAACAUCAAGAAAACCUAAAAAACCUUGAAUAUACUAUGUAAGAAAAACUCAACACCAAAGCUCAAAACGCCCCCGGCUUACCCAUGGCGCCCCCUAGUCAGACAACUGCUCAGAUAGGUCUUCCCAGGAGGGGUAGCUCUUCUAAGGAUCCACCUUCCUCCCGAAUGAAGAAAUGAGCCAUUUGAGAUUAUUUCUACAAAUAAUACGGAUAAGUCGUUACAAGGCGAAUUUUUAUUGUAAGGAUAUGUUUAGUUUCGUAAUGUCAAAUGGACAGGAGGAAUUUGUAUAGAAAAAAAAAAUUGGAAUGAAUACUAUUAUAUAUGCUACAGACAAGACCACUAACGAAAAGCCUAAGUUGAAUAUACAUGAAGUUAUGAUUAUAUUUGUUUUGACCAACUUGAUCCACAUUGUACGUUCGUUUUGAGCCUCUGAGUGAUACUUUUGGACUUCUGGAUUCCUUAAAUGAAUUACAAAAAUGACUGAUCUGAAAGUUUUCCACUUGGUCACCCCUUAGUUCUUGGAAGGGUGACAAGAUGUACAAGAAUGAUUCGUUGCACCAAAAAAUGUACUAUUUGAUGAAAGCUACACAUAGUGUAAGAAAUGCAUGUUGUUUUUUGAGUCGGGGUGAAAAAAAAGUAAUUUUUGAAUGAGAUCUUGAUCGAAAUCAUUUACAAACUUCCUGAAUUUUGUUGUGAUUUUCUGAAAUAAGUGUUAUAUGUAUUGAUUUAUAUGAGAUCAGUUUAUCGUCAUGACUAUAACUCAUUUCAAUUAUAAAUACAACCACAUUUAAGAGGUAAGACCCAAAAAUUCUUUAUUGUUUUCUACUUUUUCAUUAGUUGUUGAUAUGCUUUCUUUUAUACUAUUAUUCAUCCCUUUGUAGAAUUCGUUGAAAGUUGAUGUGAAGUUUUUUUUUAUUCAGGGAUGGAUUGUUACUUUUGUUAUCGAACUGCGUUGAUGUUACUGUGUUUAAUUUCACAUUAAUUUGUAUGGUAAACCUGUAAAAAUGAAAGAAACAUUUCAAAUGGCUGUAAAGUGAAAACACUUAUCAAUACAAGUGAUUUGAUCGUUUUGCUUCGCAUUUUUGAAUUAUAAUUGUUGUAAAUUUCAAAUUGGCAGAAUUCGUUUUCGUUCCUCGAUGGAUUUUGUGUGCCAAUAUAAAUUCUGUAACUUGAUAUAGGGUGUGCAAAACUAAAAAUAUUUGAGAAUGUGGCUUUGCCAAUGUUAUCAUUUCGAAAGAUGAUAAUCCGAAAUAUCAAUAGAACCCUCACUUUCAAACCAAUAGGAACUGGUUCUUUUGAUACCGUAAACAGUUGUACAUAUCUGGACUGACCUGUAAUAUUUAUGUAUUUCCUUCUUAGUAUAUAUGGACUAUACUUUAAAUGUAAAAAGAGAUUUUUAUAAAAUUUGAUGUGUGUCACAUUGUAUAAAAUGUAUAUGUGAAGAAUUAUAAGAGCUUCAAAAUAAGGUGAAAUAUUUUCGUUUGUUCAGGAAGUCUUAUUUAAUGUUCCUUAGUAAUUCAGACAUUUUCGCAUUCCUUUGUUAAGUUUUCCUAGCUUUAUUUAUUGUUCAUUUUAAAGGCUGAUCCACAUUAGAAGUAUCAAAAGAAGUAAGAAAUCGAAAUUUCAUAAGUGUGGAAUUUCUUACUCAAUUCAGGACAUAAUCUAAUUACAUGUAUAAAUUGGUUGCAAUAUUGAAAUUAUUAGAAAUAUUUUCAAGUAAA
Molecule: messenger RNA, 3231 nt
Organism: Coccinella septempunctata (seven-spotted ladybird)
Lineage: Eukaryota; Metazoa; Arthropoda; Insecta; Coleoptera; Coccinellidae
Product: casein kinase I
Exons: 9
Coding region: 295-1539 (414 amino acids)
Biological process (GO): signal transduction; endocytosis; peptidyl-serine phosphorylation
Cellular component (GO): nucleus; cytoplasm
Molecular function (GO): protein serine/threonine kinase activity; ATP binding
Source: RefSeq, a predicted model, not a curated record